Messenger RNA from Arabidopsis arenosa, 598 nucleotides. Lineage: Eukaryota; Viridiplantae; Streptophyta; Magnoliopsida; Brassicales; Brassicaceae. The record is from the annotation of a GenBank genome assembly.
CCGCAACUUGGUAGCAUUUUUAGAUAAGAGUGAAGUGGACUUCUCAGCCGGAGUCGAAGAAGUUAAUGAGGAAUUACGGAACAACAUGAUAGAAAUUGUCAAGGAGUCAACAGCUUUGAAACGACAGGGUGCUCAAAAUAUGAAAACCAGGCAACUUUCUGAUGCGAUAUUCGAAGAAGUCGGGAGCAAGAUGCUAAGCCAGCUCUCAGAUGGGUUGUGGGGGAUAAUAAGAUCAGAGGACGGGAUGAAGAAUGAAAUCAGAGAAACCGUGCAAUCCGUCUACGCCACAUUAUCUAACCCGGGAGGCAAGAAAUGUGGAACAUCUGCUAGAAAAGUGGAGCAUAAGAUUCCAACACUAUUCCCAAAAACAAGAGCUGAUUCCAACACUAGUCCAGCGAGUAAACAGAAGCAAGAGCUGGUUCAAAGAGUUGUAGAAGAUAACAAAGGAGAAGCAUGUAGUGAUGAUAAUGAAGAAGAUCCUGAACUCCCUCCUGGUUUUGGCUAAAAAUGUUUUUGAUGUAUCAAUAUAACUCCCUGAAACAUUUAAUUGCGUUAAGGUAAUAGCACUAACUGUUUGUAAUAACAACAAUUACUCUAA